Molecule: messenger RNA, 3611 nt
Organism: Sinocyclocheilus anshuiensis
Lineage: Eukaryota; Metazoa; Chordata; Actinopteri; Cypriniformes; Cyprinidae
Product: 1-phosphatidylinositol 4,5-bisphosphate phosphodiesterase gamma-2
Exons: 30
Coding region: 1-3477 (1158 amino acids)
Biological process (GO): phosphatidylinositol-mediated signaling; phosphatidylinositol metabolic process; positive regulation of epithelial cell migration
Cellular component (GO): ruffle membrane
Molecular function (GO): phosphatidylinositol-4,5-bisphosphate phospholipase C activity
Source: RefSeq, a predicted model, not a curated record
AUGGUGGACGGCAGUGAGCGGCAUGAGCUGAUAGAGGAUGAGAGGAGUUGGGUUACUGGGCAUCUGCAGACGGGGACUGAAAUGAUGGUGUAUCAGCUGAGGGCUGAAAGACUCACUGUCCAGGUCAUUAUGGAGAGCAUGCAGGUGGCCUUGAUACGCUCUGACGACAGGAUAGUCAGAGUGUUGGACAUUUUUGAGUUCAAGGAGGUUCGCAAGUGGGAGACUUUCAAAGAUUUCCAGCGAUUUAAUGAGAGCAGGGGCAGUAAAUUUCGACGAAUCUUUUGCCAAUCUGAAAAAGAGCUCCAGCAGGACAACAAAACCUGUUUCACCAUUUUCUAUGGAUCAGAGUUUAUUUUAAAAUCGCUGAGUCUAAAAGCUGAUUCAGUGGAGGAUGCAGAGAAAUGGCUGACAGGACUAGAGUUACUCAGACAAGAGACACUGACGGCUCACACACCAGAGAUUAUAGAGAGUUGGCUGAGGAAGCAGAUGUACUCGGUUGAUCAAUCAAAGAAAAACAGCAUCACCCUGAAAGAGCUCAAGUCUCUUUUGCCACAGAUGAACUUCACUGUACCAGGUGGACAUUUUCUGGAGGACAGAUUUGUGGAGGUGGAAGCAAAAGAUUAUUGCCUGGAUAUUCAGCAGUUUCACAAAUUCUACAAUUUUUUAAUAUUUGAAAACCAGAAGAUGUUGCUAGAAGAGUUUGAAAAGGGGCCUGCAGCUUUCAUAAUAAGUAAUACUGAUAGUCCUGAAUCUUCUAUAGUUCCCCUCUAUGAUUUUCAAAACUUUCUUUUAUAUCGACAGAAGGAGGCCUGGGCCAAAAAUUUGAACCGGGUUCAGGAGUUGAUGACCAUUUUCAUCGAUGACACCAUGAGGAAGACCAACGAUCCAACGCUUACUGUUGGAGAGUUCCUCAGUUUUCUCUUCUCCAAAGAGAACUCGAUUUGGGAUGAGAAGUUCUCUGAGAUUUGCCCACUGGACAUGAACAAUCCUCUGUCACACUACUGGAUCAACUCUUCUCACAACACAUAUUUGACUGGAGAUCAACUGCGCAGUGAGUCCUCAACAGAAGCUUAUGUGCGCUGCCUGAGGCUGGGUUGCCGCUGUAUUGAAUUGGACUGCUGGAAUGGUCCAGAAGAACCUGUCAUAUACCAUGGAAGGACCAUGACCUCCAAGAUAAAGUUUAAGGAUGUGGUGAAGGCCAUCAAUGAUCAUGCUUUUAUAACAUCUGAGUAUCCUGUGGUGCUGUCCAUAGAAGAACACUGUGACAUCAAGCAGCAGAAAAUGAUGGCUCAGAUGUUACGAGAUGUUUUCCAAGAUAAGCUCCUGACUGAGCCGCUGGAACCAGAAGCAGAUGAUCUACCCUCACCAAACCAGCUGAAAGGCAAGAUCAUCAUCAAGCACCAGAAAAUAAAAGAGAGCAAUCACACUGUUAAGCUGGAGGAAGAAAGGGGAAACACAACUGUGAAAAGAAAAUUAGACAGCUUCAAGAAAAUUGGAAACACUUACAGGGAGAAGAUAAGAAAAGCUAAAGAAAACCGUGUUGUGGAGAAGGAAGGAGAGCUUUGCAUAUGGGAUCCAAUAGAUAAGAGGUUUUACAGGCAUGACUGUGUGAUCUCAGAUAAUAAGCUAUACUAUUCUGAAGAGAAGUUGGAGGAAGACAGUCCUGAGGUAAAGGACGGCUCAGAGCUGCACCUGUCAGAGCCCUGGUUUCAUGGACCGUUGGCUGAGGGCAGAAUAACCGCUGAAAAACUCUUGCGUGAUUUCUGCAAAGGGAGGGAUGAAAAAGAUGGAACCUUCCUGGUCCGAGAGAGUGAAACAUUCAUCAGAAUCUACAAUAUCUCCCUCUGGACGAGCGAGAGAAUUCAGCACUACAGAAUUUUCUGUUCCUCAGAAAAUGGUCAAUGGUACUUCUACUUGACAAGCAAGCAGCGCUUUCCUAGUAUGUGUGCCUUGAUCAAGUAUUACACACGUAAUCUGAUCAAGUAUGAUAGAUUCAAUCUGCGCCUCAACGGUUUCCUGCCUCGCCUCAAUUUUGUGCCUUACCACCAAAUAGGGUGGUUUUACAGUAACCUGAGUCAAGCCGAAGCAGAAGACUAUCUUCUGAGGAUCCCUCGAGAUGGAGCCUUCCUCGUCAGACAAAGAGAAGAGCCUGACACCUUUACCCUUUCCAUCAGAGUUGACGGGGAUGUCGAACAUUAUCUGAUUUACAAAUACAACAGCAAGUAUGUGUUGGCAGACGCCUACGAGUUUGGUAGCCUUGAGGACCUGGUUAGCUGUUUUCGUGACGAGCUUUUCUACGGCAAGACAAAACUACGCUACCCUGUAACACCACAGUUAGUGGAGCGCUUCUGUAUGGUGGAUAUCUCAACAUGUGACAGCGAACAGUACAGUGAGGUUGCUAAAGACAAUCCUUUAGGCGACCAGUGUAAAGGUGUGGUGGACAUCUCAAAGUGUACUGUUGCAUGCAAAGCCAAGCAUGCCAGGCCCCUCGUGGUGACCCUUUUGAAUAGGGAGAAUUUGAAGCUAAUUGAGUUCACGUGUGAGAUCGUGGAGCAGGUGGACCAAUGGUACCAAGUGCUUCUGAACAUCAUCCAAAACGAGCAGAGUUUGGGGAAAGCGAGAAGAGCAGAAAUGGAGUCAAAAACCAAUAUAGCUGUUGAGAUUUCAGACAUGGUGGUAUACUGCCAAUCUAUCAAGAAAAAGACUUUUGAAAAUUACAACUACAAAGAGGUGCGUUCCGUUCCGGAUAACAUGGUUCCAAAAGAGGGGAAUGAAACCGCUGUGGAGAAGUCAGACAUUAUUCUGGAGUAUAACCGCAAAGCGCUGACCCGUGUGUAUCCCUGCAGUGGGCGAGUUGAUUCCUCUAACUUUGACCCUUGUCCUUCAUGGAAACUAGGCUGCCAAAUGGUGGCUCUCAACUUCCAAACUGCUGAUAAAUUCAUGCAGCUAAACAAUGCUCUCUUCAGUCUGAAUGGAGGCACGGGUUACGUGCUUAAACCAGAGUGGAUGCGAGAUCCAACCAAGAAGAAGCCUGCUAAACAAACCAUCAGAAUCAGAGUGAUGGCAGCCAGGCAUCUGCCCAAUCCAGACCACAUCGUCAGUCCUUUUGUGCAGGUUGAGCUGUGGCCAUACACAGGAGCUCAAGUAGACAACUGCAGUUUCAAGACUACCCUCUUCAAGGACAACGGACUGAAUCCAGUGUGGCUGGGUCAAAUGAAUCCACCCAAAUGCUUUAAAGUAGAUGAGCCAGACCUGGCCUUCCUGCGCUUUGUGGUUUUUGAGGAGGACACAUUCUCUGAUGCGAAGUUUCUUGCACAGGCCACUUUUCCUAUUAGAGGUAUUCGUCAAGGGUAUCGGUCUGUCCUGCUGAAGAACAGGUUUAGUGAAAACCUGGAGGUUUCAUCUCUUCUGGUGCAUGCAGAGCAGGUGGAGGUGAGGGACCUUGUUUUUUGUUUUUUUUUGAUUAAUGUACAUUAACCUUGAGACUGCUGAUAUGAAAGCAGUAACACCACCAAAAACAAAUAAAAGCCCAAUUUAAAAUAUUACUAUUUUCCUCAUUCCAGUCAGUAAUGAAAAAUCUUUGUGUACAGGUGUAAACAGCCUUAACCACA